Musa acuminata AAA Group (dessert banana) is the source of this 536-nucleotide messenger RNA. Its product is annotated as calcium-binding protein PBP1-like. Lineage: Eukaryota; Viridiplantae; Streptophyta; Magnoliopsida; Zingiberales; Musaceae. Gene Ontology annotation, molecular function: calcium ion binding. The coding region runs from base 1 to 372 and encodes 123 amino acids. The record is from RefSeq and is a predicted model, not a curated record. The transcript has a single exon.
AUGGCAGCUUCCUUCCCUGUAGAAAGCAAGAACAUGGCUGAUCAUGAGGAUCCAGAUAGCUUCCAGGACUUCCUUCCGACGAUGGCGGCGCGGCUGGGGACGGAGGGGCUGAUCGAGGAACUGUGCAAGGGGUUCCGGCUGCUGAUGGAUCCAGCGAAGCGGGUGAUCACCGUCGAGAGCCUGAAGAGGAACUCGGCGGCGAUGGGGGUGGCGGGGCUCGGCGACGAGGACCUUGUGGAGAUGGUGAGGAAGGGGGACCUGAACGGGGACGGAGCCUUGGACCAGAUGGAGUUCUGCGUGCUCAUGUUCAGGUUGAGCCCCGAGCUCAUGGAAGGCCGUGAGGGAAGCUCUCGAGACGUUCAAGUCCCUUGAUGAGAUCAGUACUUAACGCUUCUCCUCCUCCUCCUCCUCGAGGAGCUCCACUGUGUGUAAUUUAUAUGAGUGCGCUCAUAAUCUCUCAUCAGACUCGAUGUUUUAUGAAAAGGAACAUAAAAUUAAUAAUUAGAUAAUAAAAUACAUGUUUUUUGAAUAUUGAA